AUGAGCGUUCCAAGAGCGAGGCUCCUAGAGCUUAUGAAGACGCAAUGCCAGGUCUUUGCGACAGUAUAUAACCCCGACGGUCUGCGCCUCGGAAACAAGGUCCUCCGCCAGAGACUACGCGGCCCGGCGCUUGCGGCGUACUACCCCAGGAGGACGGUGUCUGUGAAGCAGAUGAAUGCCAUGUUUGGGCCGAAUGUCGAGACGUGGGAUGAGGACGAGCAGGAGAGGCUGGAGCAUAUUGAGGAGGUGCAUGCCAGAGGAAAGCGAGCGCCUAAGAAGAAGACUGGACCUCCUGCCGCCCCGACUCGGAGAAAGUAA
Molecule: messenger RNA, 318 nt
Organism: Scedosporium apiospermum
Lineage: Eukaryota; Fungi; Ascomycota; Sordariomycetes; Microascales; Microascaceae
Exons: 4
Coding region: 1-318 (105 amino acids)
Cellular component (GO): mitochondrion
Source: RefSeq, a predicted model, not a curated record